AUAUAUAAACCCUAAAAUUUGAUGACCCCAUAAACCCUACCCCCCUCCUCUUCCCCAAUUUGAUAUUGAUUCCCAAUUGUUGAAACUAAGAGCAAUGGCCAUGGAAGACGAAGCAGCGGAGAAGAACGUGAUGUGUCUUCUGACGGACCCAGAAGAUACUCCUUUAGGAAAGUCUUUGUAUCUUCCUCAACACACUGGCACCCAGCAACUUCAACAAAUCGUCAACCAGCUUCUCAACAAUGAGGAUAAGGUGCCUUAUACUUUCUAUAUAGCAGAUAAGGAACUUAAUCAGUCGCUUGGCGAAUAUGCGGAGAAGAAUAAAAUUUCUGUGGAGAAGGUACUCAAAAUCGUUUAUCAACCACAAGCUAUUUUCCGAAUUCGUCCUGUCAAUCGUUGCUCGGCCACAAUUGCUGGUCACUCAGAAGCUGUACUUUCAGUUGCUUUUAGUCCUGAUGGUCGACAGUUGGCGAGUGGUUCUGGUGAUACCACUGUCCGACUAUGGGACCUUAAUACUCAGACACCUUUGCACACGUGUUCAGGACAUAAGAAUUGGGUUCUUUGUAUUGCAUGGUCUGCUGAUGGCAAGUAUCUUGUUAGUGGGAGCAAGUCUGGAGAACUUCAAUGUUGGGAUCCACAGACAGGAAAACCAGCAGGCAAUCCACUUACUGGCCACAAGAAAUGGAUUACUGGAAUCUCUUGGGAACCAGUCCACCUUAGUGCUCCAUGUAGACGCUUUGUAAGUGCUGGGAAAGAUGGUGAUGCACGCAUAUGGGACAUCACGUUGAAGAAAUGUGUUAUAUGUCUUAGUGGCCACACACUUGCAAUAACUUGUGUAAAAUGGGGUGGAGAUGGUUUUAUAUAUACAGGUUCCCAAGAUUGUACAAUUAAGGUCUGGGAGACUACACAGGGGAAGCUGAUUCGUGAGCUAAAGGGUCAUGGGCACUGGGUUAACUCUCUUGCAUUGAGUACUGAAUAUGUUCUUCGCACUGGAGCUUAUGAUCACACUGGCAAGCAAUAUUCAUCUCCUGAGGAAAUGAAAAAGGUAGCUUUGGAAAGGUAUAACAAAAUGAAAGGUAAAGCUCCUGAACGAUUGGUUUCCGGAUCUGAUGACUUUACUAUGUUUCUAUGGGAGCCUUUUGUCAGCAAACAACCCAAAGCUCGCAUGACAGGUCAUCAACAGCUUGUAAACCAUGUCUGCUUUUCACCUGAUGGGCAAUGGAUAGCAAGCGCCUCAUUUGAUAGGUCUGUCAGGAUAUGGAAUGGUACUACUGGGAAGUUUUUUGGAGUUCUCCGGGGCCAUGUUGGUGCUGUUUACCAGAUCAGCUGGGCCGCAGACAGCAGGCUACUUUUAAGUGCUAGCAAAGAUUCAACUCUGAAGGUUUGGGAUAUCAAGACUAUGAAAUUAAAACAAGACCUUCCAGGUCAUGCAGAUGAGGUUUAUGCUGUUGAUUGGAGUCCAAUUGGUGAAAAGGUUGCUUCUGGUGGUAAGGAUAGAGUUUUGAAGUUAUGGAUGGGCUAAUGGCAAUAGACAAAAGUACAGGCAACAAGGCUUUAAAUUGUCAUGUGGUGAAUUUAGCAUUGAACUUCUUGAUGCUGCAAUAUGAAUACAAGUAAGCGUCGACGGGAAGACACCUAAAUAGAUAAACAAGACUUGGGAACUUGAGAAUCAGUCACAGGCUCGGUUGACAGGGAAGCUCCUAAAUCGUUGAAGUUUAUAUAUAUUGGGGUUAAGCGUUCUGCAAGCUGGCAUUCUGAGAGGAAGAGCAAGGCAGCGAUUUACCAGUUUGGUUGUUAUGUUUUUUAUUUUUUCCUUGAUGAAUUAAGUUGGUAUUUGUAGAUUCGACUUUUGUGAACUUCCUGAUUUAUUGUCAUUUAAACGGUGCUUAGCAUUAGAUGUCUAUUGUACACUGGAGCUCUGGACAAAUCAAUUAACAAUUAAAACCGGUCGUGGUGUGUUACAAGGG
Molecule: messenger RNA, 1964 nt
Organism: Rosa rugosa (rugosa rose)
Lineage: Eukaryota; Viridiplantae; Streptophyta; Magnoliopsida; Rosales; Rosaceae
Product: notchless protein homolog
Exons: 13
Coding region: 95-1519 (474 amino acids)
Biological process (GO): ribosomal large subunit assembly
Cellular component (GO): nucleolus
Molecular function (GO): protein binding
Source: RefSeq, a predicted model, not a curated record